AUGCGAUCCCACCAGCGGGUGCUUGUUGCUCGGGCCCACAACCGGAGCGUCGCCAUCUGCAGCUGCUCCGUGACAGAAUCUAAUUCACUGGAGUUAUCCACAGAGAGGCAGCAGACAGAGCAGCCAGCGGAGAAGGUGGAUGAAUCCAUUAAUUGUCGGGCAACUCACAAAGACCUCAAGGGAACCACAGGCCAGCGCAGAAUCCUCACCGGAGAGAGAAAAAACACCGGCGCUGAGUGUGGGAAAAACUUCCGUAGACGCUCAACCCUUAUUAAUCAUGAGAGAAUCCAUACGGCAGAGAGACCCUAUGAACGCAGCGAGGGCGGGAAAAGCUUCACUAAGCGUUCAAACCUUAUGAGACAUCAGAAAAACCGCAAGGGGGAGAAGCCCUACAACUGCUGUGAGUGCGGGAAAAGCUUCAAUGAGAGCUCAAUUCUUAUUGUGCAUCAGAGAACCCACACCGGGGAGCGGCCCUGCGCAUGCGGUGAGUGUGGGAAAACCUUCACUCAGCGCUCAGCCCUUAUUUCACAUCAGAGAAUCCAUACGGGAGAGAGACCCUAUGGAUGCUGUGAGUGCAGGAAACGCUUCUCUCAGCGCUCACACCUUAUUACUCACCAGAGAAUCCACGGGGGGGAGAGACCCUACGCAUGCCCUGAGUGUGGGAAAUCCUUCACUCGGCGUUCAAACCUGAUCACACAUCAGAAAAUCCACAUGGGAAAUCCUCAACCAUGUUAG
Caretta caretta (loggerhead turtle) is the source of this 735-nucleotide messenger RNA. NCBI's taxonomy places the organism in Eukaryota, Metazoa, Chordata, Testudines, Cheloniidae. The record is from RefSeq and is a predicted model, not a curated record.